Molecule: messenger RNA, 430 nt
Organism: Cuscuta epithymum
Lineage: Eukaryota; Viridiplantae; Streptophyta; Magnoliopsida; Solanales; Convolvulaceae
Source: the annotation of a GenBank genome assembly
CAGGUGAAGAUGUUCCAAAUAAUGAAUUGAGUUUAUUGCGUGCACGUCUUGCGGAUCUUGAAAAGAGGCUGAAAGCCACUGAAGAGCAGCUUGCUAAAAAGAAGGUGUUGGCUGACAGUGAAGAUGGAGAAGGAGAAGAUGAAACCAGUUUUGAAACCGAAGAGGAACAUGUUAGUGAGAAUACAGAUGAGGUUGAGGAAUCUGAUGCGGCCGAUGAAAGUGAUGAGGCUGAGGAAACUGAAGAGGCUGAGCAAACUUAUGAGGCUGACGAAACUGAUGCAGCUGAGGAGGAGGUUGUGAAUGUCGAAGCGGUUAGCAGUGAUGAAGACAUGGAAUUGGAUGUUCAUCACAAAAUUGUUGAACCGAACCAAGAGGCUGUUGAAGAGGUCAAUGCCAACAUUGGAGCUUCCGAAGUUUUUAGUGUGGAACC